This is a messenger RNA of Stylonychia lemnae, 1377 nucleotides long. NCBI's taxonomy places the organism in Eukaryota, Ciliophora, Spirotrichea, Sporadotrichida, Oxytrichidae. The record is from the annotation of a GenBank genome assembly.
AUGUCAAAUUCGAUUGUAGAAAACUAAUAAAAAUAUAUGCCAAAGUAAAAAGGUUAAGGUAGCACAAACUCUACUGGAGUAGUAAACUCUUCAUAAGAUCUAGCAAUGCAUGAUCCAGCAAUAAUCUUCUCAUCUAGCACUGAGUCAAGUGCCACUACUAAAAUAAACACUAUUAGUAGCAGUGUUAUUGGGGCUGCUGCUGAUGAUUUGUUGACAACUACUGAACUUGAAUAUUUGUAUACUUAUUGGAUUUUCCAAAAGCAAUAACAAAACAGAGAUCAUCAUUUAUCAGCCAAUGAAUUCGAAAGUCAAAUCAAACCUAUUGCAAAAUUUAAGACGUUCGUUGAUGAAGUCAAGCCAAUGUGGGAAGACGAAGCUAACAAAAAUGGAGGCAGAUGGGUAAUCAGAGUUAAUAAGGGCUACUCUAAUAAAUUGUGGGAAGACUUAACUCUUGCAAUGAUAGGAGAGCAAUUUGAAUGUGAAAACGAGAUUCAUGGAAUAGUUAUCGUUAUCAAGCCAAGUGGAGAUACAAUUGCUAUCUGGAACAAGAACUCAAGAGAUUAACAGAUUGUCGACUAGAUAAAGCAAGAUCUCAUCAGAACUUUAAACCUUCCAGAAGAUGUUAAAAUGGACUAUGAGUAAUUCUUCCCUGAUCAAAAACCAGCUGCUUAAGGAAACUGGAAUCAGGGUCAGAAUAAACCAAGAGAUCAAAAUAGAGGAGAAAGAAGAGAUUACGGUUAAUAGUAGCAACAAAAUCCUAACGCACAAAAUUAAUAAAAUCAAGGACAGCAACCCAGAUACAAACCUAAAAACGCUGGAGGUGGUCAAGGACCUCACACUAAAGAGGGAGGCUCUAAAGGAGAAGACCAAAUGUCUCACAAAGCUGAAAGCGGUUCAGUGAAAUUUGAUAUUGCAGGUUCUAAAUCUAUUCUUGGUUUAUUGACUAUGGCCUACAUAGCAGUUGAAGGAUAUCAUCUCGUCUAUAACUUCUAGGUAGUUUCUCAAUUAAAAGACGAUCCCUAUUAUCCUUAAUAAAAACUUGAAAGAUACACAAUGUAUCUGAUUUUUUCGCUACUUCCAUAAAUCUUAGUUGCAAUUUAUGGUUUGACUAUAUGUAUGUUUAAGGAUACGACUAAAAUCCUAAGAAAUGCAUGGCUAUUUAGACUCAUAACUUAUCUAUAUGAUGGACUCAUGUUAUGGGGAUUAUAUAAAAUAUGGUAUGACUGGUGGUUUGAGCACCAUCACAAUCACAGAAUGAUGAGCUAUAUCUUUUAUCAUGACUUUUUAAUCCAAUGGGGAGUAGCUUUCAUAUAUAGUUUGAUAUUUAGAUCAUUGACUAAAGCUGUUCACAUUGGUCCAAAGUCCAAGAGAGAAUGA